AUGGCUUUGGGUUUCGGUUCUCGCCUGUGGCGUGUUUCUGCCUCAAUAGUACUUCUCAUUACUACGGCGACAGCAAAGACUAUCGAUGAUGGCAAGCUAUUCACAGUCAAUGGAAUCAAUUAUUAUGGCGGAGGCGCGGCUGUCUCCAAGAUAGUCGUGUCCGCAGACUUCAAUGCCACCCAAUUCAACGCGGAUAUUGUUCCUAUUACGAUUAUUCGAACAGGGGAUGCGGUGUUCACAAAGGACCUCUUGAAGGAUACUAUUGCAAAUUAUUCCGCCUCUGAUGAUGUGUUCCAGACUGGGUUCCUCCAGUCGGUUUUCUUGCUCUACGACGGAGAUGGUCGGAGCAAAGCGGAUGUCUCAAUCCAUCAAGCUCUGCAGAAGCGUGGAAGCAAGGUCAUCAUGGCCUCGCCUCGCUAUAAGCCCGAGGCCCAUCUGACACCUGCCAAACUUUCGCAUGAUCUUCCUAAGGGACCCUACUUCUUCUCGCCCCAGACUGGAGAGGUUUACCAAGCUUUCCGUCUCUAUUCAGACCACCAGGUUGCCUUUACCGAGCCCGCUCUGAGUGACGGAAAGGGAGGAUUCAAGCCUUUGCCUGCAGCAGUAUCGGGUGCAAUGACCAAAAGUGUCGCUGUUCCAUCCCGACUGUACUAUACACCCACUACCAAGAAGCCACUUGCAGGACUACGCUUGGGUGUCAAAGACAUUUACCACAUCAAGGGACUCCGGACGAGUGGGGGCAACAGAGCCUACUACGAUCUGUACUCGCCGCAAAAUACCACCGGUCCCGCAAUUCAACGAUUGAUUGAUCAAGGCGCUAUCAUGAUCGGAAAGAUGGGCACUGUUCAAUUUGCGAAUGGCGAUAACCCCACUGCUGAUUGGGUCGACUUCCACUGUCCUUUCAACCCGAGGGGUGAUGGCUACCAAGCUCCCGGUGGCUCGUCUUCGGGGCCAGGUGCUGGUAUUGGUUCGUAUGACUGGCUGGAUAUCGCUGUGGGAAGCGACACCGGUGGCUCCAUGCGUAGUCCCGGGGGUAUGCAAGGACUGUUUGCUAACCGUCCUUCUACCGGCGCCGUCUCUCUGGAUAAUGUCAUCCCCCUGUGUCAUGCACUUGAUACAGCUGGUGUCUUCUCUCGUGAUGCUGCUACCUGGUCAAAAGUCAUUCAUGCUUGGUACCAGAACUUCACUGACUACAAGCAAUAUCCCAAGAAGAUAUUCUAUCAGGACUCCUCAUUCCCCGCCGUAAACACCUCCGCGGGUGCAAUGCUUGAGGAAUUUGUUGUCAAGGUUGAAGAGUUCCUCUCCACCAAGCGUGAGCAUGUGAACAUUUCUUCGCAAUGGGAAAAGACCCAACCAUCGUCAAUGCCCGCCAUCAACGACGUGUUGAAUACAACAUACGCCUUUUUGACAUCCGUUGACCAAUACCGCUCCCUUGCACUGCCAUUCUACGCAGACUACGAAAAGGAGCACGAAGGGCGCCGACCCUUCAUCAACCCCGGCCCUCUAGCCCGAUGGACCUGGGGCCAGAAUAACGGCGGUGAUCUUGCCUUUACUGAAGCCGUGAAAAACAAGACCAUCUUCAAGAACUGGUGGGAAACAGAUGGAUACGGCAAGGCCGACAAAAAGACAUGUUCUGAGGGCAUCUAUCUCUACCCCUAUACUCAGGGAGAUACGCAGUACCGCAAUGUCUAUCUCAGUGCCCCAACCGCUCCCCCUCUAGGCUUCUCCAAUGGCCGUAUCGCCGUCUUGGCUGGGACGCCUGAUAUGAUUGUUCCUGUUGGUGAGAUUGCCUACAACUCUACUAUUUCACUCAAGGAGGAGUAUAUGCCUGUCACUAUGAGCUUCGGUGCUGCCAGGGGCUGUGAUUUCAUGUUGGUGAAUCUCAUUGAGGAUCUUGAAAAGGCCGGUAUUGUCAAGCCUGUUAAGACAGGCUCGAUGAUGUAUCCUUCCUAA
This is a messenger RNA of Penicillium nucicola, 1953 nucleotides long. RefSeq lists its product as uncharacterized. Lineage: Eukaryota; Fungi; Ascomycota; Eurotiomycetes; Eurotiales; Aspergillaceae. The record is from RefSeq and is a predicted model, not a curated record. The transcript is spliced from 7 exons. Bases 1 to 1953 code for a protein of 650 amino acids.